This is a messenger RNA of Triticum dicoccoides, 729 nucleotides long. RefSeq names its product probable carboxylesterase 15. The transcript has a single exon. Lineage: Eukaryota; Viridiplantae; Streptophyta; Magnoliopsida; Poales; Poaceae. The coding region runs from base 1 to 729 and encodes 242 amino acids. The record is from RefSeq and is a predicted model, not a curated record. Gene Ontology annotation, molecular function: hydrolase activity.
AUGCGGUCACGUCGUACUGCAUGCCUCGGCUCCUUCGCGCAGCCGCCCUUCCACACGUUCUGCCUCCGCGCCGCCGCCGAGCUCCCGGCCGUCGUGUUGUCCGUGCAGUACCGCCUCGCCCCCGAGCACCGCCUCCCCGCGGCCAUCAACGACGGCGCAGCUUUCUUGUCCUGGCUGCGCGGCCAGGCCGAGCUUGGUGCCGGCGCCGACCCGUGGCUCGCCCGGACGUUCCUCUCCGGCGACUCGGCGGGUGCCAACCUGGCCCACCACGUCACGGUCCGCGCAGCGUCGGGGCAGAUCGCGGUCAGCCCGGCGCGCGUCGUCGGGUACAUCCUCCUCUCCGCGUUCUUCGCUGGGGCCGAGCGCACGGUGACGGAGGCCGACCUGCCGGCGGGCGUGUCCCUGACGACCGCGAUGGCCGACCAGCUCUGGCGCAUGUCGCUGCCGGUGGGGGCUAGCUUGGACCACCCGCUGGCCAACCCGUUCGGCCCGGAGAGCCCGAGCCUCGCGCCGGUGGAGCUCCCGCCGGCGCUCGUCGUGGCGCCGUUGAGCGACGUGCUCCGCGACCGCGUGCUGGGCUACGGGGCGAGGCUGAAGGACAUGGGGAAGGCCGUCGAGGUUGUCCAGUUCGAGGGGGAGCAGCAUGGCUUCUCCGUCCGCCAGCCGUUCGGCGAGGCGGCCGACGAGUUGCUGCGGGUGAUCAAGCGGUUCGUCUACCGCGGCAACUGA